This is a messenger RNA of Lodderomyces jiufengensis, 393 nucleotides long. RefSeq lists its product as uncharacterized. Lineage: Eukaryota; Fungi; Ascomycota; Pichiomycetes; Serinales; Debaryomycetaceae. The coding region runs from base 1 to 393 and encodes 130 amino acids. The transcript has a single exon. The record is from RefSeq and is a predicted model, not a curated record.
AUGACGAUCAAAACAAGAAUUAUAUCAUAUUUAGAUUAUAUGGAUUUGUUCAAUAAAUUAUGUGAAAAACGAGUAGAUAGAGUUGAUGAUAGUUUUUUUGACCCAAGAACAGAUGAUUAUACCAGAGCUAGAUGUGACACAUUAUUCAUGUUUUAUCAAUAUUAUUUGAGAAACUCAAAUGCUCCAAAACCAUCAGAUAUUAAAACUAAAGAAGAUAAAGAAAGAUUAAGAGGGUAUCAUGCUGCAAAUUUAUGUAUUGCUCGUACAAACAAAGCAAAAAAGUUGCAACAACAACAAGAAGAACAACAAUUACAACAGCAUCAACAAGGAAGAUUUAGAGUAAAUCCAUAUGAUGAUGAUAGUGAUGAUGAGGCUACUUUAUUUGAUGCUUGA